CAAAAUUUGUCAUCGGGGGUUUUAUUGAAUAGCUGAGAAAAAUAAUUUUUGCCCAUAUAAAAAUGUAAAUUAUUUAUAUUAAAACAUCGAAAACAAAACAAAAAGUUAACAAGAAUUGAACUUUAAAUACUCAACAACAAGAAACAAAAGAAAUAAAAAAGAUCAUUAGCCGUUUUACUAGUAAAAAAGUGUUGACAAGAUUUUCUAGGUGGGGCUAGUUGCUGCUGUUGAUCUAAUUACAGGCCAGACGAUAUAUAGAGGAUUUUUUUGCGGUCCCCCUCAACUCGAAAGCAGCCACCAUGGCAAGACCCAUCUAUCCGAAUCAGCAAAAAAUUGCUGAAAAACUAAUUAUUCUGAAUGAUCGCGGUCUGGGCAUAUUGACCCGGGUGUAUAACAUCAAGAAGGCAUGCGGUGAUACAAAAUCAAAACCUGGCUUCUUAUCGGAAAAGUCAUUGGAGUCUUCCAUUAAGUUUAUUGUCAAGAGGUUCCCCAACAUUGAUGUAAAGGGCCUGAAUGCCAUUGUGAAUAUCAAGGCGGAAAUAAUCAAGUCUUUAUCUCUGUAUUACCACACGUUUGUGGAUCUACUGGAUUUUAAGGAUAAUGUAUGUGAGUUAUUAACCACCAUGGAUGCUUGCCAGAUACACUUGGAUAUUACUUUGAACUUUGAAUUGACCAAAAACUAUUUGGAUUUGGUGGUGACCUAUGUUUCCUUGAUGAUACUGCUGUCCCGUGUGGAAGAUCGUAAAGCGGUGUUGGGUCUUUACAAUGCCGCAUUUGAAUUACAAAACAAUGCCUCGGAUGCUGGAUUCCCAAGAUUGGGCCAAAUGAUUUUGGACUAUGAAGUGCCGUUAAAGAAAUUAUCGGAAGAAUUUAUACCCCAUCAACGUUUGCUGACAAAUGCUUUGCGUUCUUUGACCACAAUAUAUCCUUUGCGAAACUUGCCAGCCGAUAAAUGGCGUGAAAUGCAAAAGCUGAGUCUGGUGGGUAAUCCUGCCAUUUUACUUAAGGCAGUACGCACGGACACCAUGUCCUGUGAAUAUCUUUCGUUAGAGGCAAUGGAUCGCUGGAUAAUUUUUGGUUUAAUGUUAAAUCAUCCCAUGCUGGGUCAAUAUCCCGAGGUGAAUAAAAUUUGGUUAUCGGCAUUGGAAUCAAGUUGGGUUGUGGCCCUGUUUCGUGAUGAAGUCUUGCAGAUCCAUCAAUACAUUCAGACUUUUUUUGAUGGCAUCAAGGGCUAUAAUAAACGUAUAAGUGAGGUUAAGGAGGCCUAUUCGAAUGCUGUGCAAAAGGCUGCCCUUAUGCAUAGAGAACGCCGGAAGUUCUUGCGCACUGCCCUCAAAGAGUUGGCCUUGAUAAUGACCGAUCAACCGGGACUGCUGGGACCAAAGGCUAUUUUUAUAUUUAUUGGUUUGUGUUUGGCCAGGGAUGAGAUCUUGUGGUUGCUAAGGCAUAACGACAAUCCGCCCUUGCUUAAGAAUAAGGGCAAAAGCAAUGAAGAUUUGGUGGAUCGUCAAUUGCCGGAAUUGUUGUUCCACAUGGAAGAACUACGCGCCCUGGUGCGCAAAUACAGCCAAGUCAUGCAACGUUAUUAUGUGCAAUAUCUAUCUGGUUUCGAUUCCACCGAUUUGAAUAUACGCAUGCAAAGCCUACAGAUGUGUCCCGAAGAUGAAAGUGUUAUCUUCUCUUCGCUCUACAAUACAGCCUCCAAUUUGACCGUGAAGCAAGUAGAAGAUAAUGAACUAUUCGACUUUAGGGCCUUCCGUUUGGAUUGGUUCCGUUUGCAAACAUACAUGAGUGUGGGCAAGGCAGUUUUACGCAUUCAAGAGCACGUUGAGCUGGCUCGUCUGUUGGACUCCAUGGUCUUUCACACCCGCGUGGUGGACAAUUUGGAUGAAAUCCUCGUGGAAACUUCCGAUUUGAGCAUUUUCUGUUUCUACAGUAAAAUGUUUGAUGAUCAAUUCCAUAUGUGUUUGGAAUUCCCGGCACAAAAUCGUUAUAUUAUUGCCUUCCCCCUGAUUUGCAGUCAUUUUCAAAAUUGUACCCAUGAAAUGUGUCCUGAAGAACGUCAUCACAUACGCGAACGUUCUUUGAGUGUGGUGAAUAUUUUCCUCGAAGAAAUGGCUAAGGAGGCAAAGAAUAUUAUUACCACCAUAUGUGAUGAGCAAUGCACCAUGGCAGAUGCCCUACUUCCCAAGCAUUGUGCCAAGAUAUUAUCCGUACAAUCGGCCCGUAAAAAGAAAGAUAAAUCGAAAAAACAAUUUGACGAUAUACGUAAGCCUGGCGAUGAAUCAUAUCGUAAGACCCGUGAGGAUUUGACCACAAUGGAUAAGUUGCACAUGGCCUUGACCGAAUUGUGUUUUGCCAUCAACUAUUGUCCCACAGUGAAUGUGUGGGAAUUCGCCUUUGCCCCCCGUGAAUAUUUAUGUCAAAAUUUGGAACAUCGUUUCUCCAGAGACUUGGUGGGUAUGGUUAUGUUCAAUGCGGAAACAAUGGAAAUUGCCAAGCCUUCGGAAUUGUUGGCUUCGGUAAGGGCAUACAUGAAUGUUUUGCAAACGGUUGAGAAUUAUGUGCACAUUGAUAUGACAAGGGUAUUCAAUAAUUGUCUACUGCAACAGACACAGGCUUUGGAUUCGCAUGGUGAAAAGACCAUUGCUGCAUUGUAUAAUACAUGGUACAGCGAAGUCUUGUUGAGACGUGUUUCGGCCGGCAACAUUGUGUUUAGCAACAAUCAAAAGGCCUUUGUACCCAUUUCCCCAGAGGGUUGGGUACCCUUCAAUCCCCAGGAAUUUUCGGAUUUAAAUGAAUUGCGUGCCCUGGCCGAAUUGGUGGGCCCCUAUGGCAUAAAAUCUCUGAACGAAACUCUUAUGUGGCACAUUGCUAACCAGGUGCAAGAAUUGAAAUCUUUGGUGGGCGUCAACAAAGAGGUAUUGAUAACUUUGCGUACAAGUUUUGACAAGCCCGAAGUUAUGAAGGAGCAAUUCAAACGUCUACAAGAUGUUGAUCGGGUGCUGCAACGCAUGACCAUUAUUGGCGUCAUAUUAUGUUUCCGUAAUCUUGUCCAUGAGGCUUUGGUGGAUGUUCUGGAGAAACGCAUACCCUUCCUCUUGAGUUCUGUUAAAGAUUUCCAAGAACAUCUACCGGGUGGUGAUCAAAUACGUGUGGCCUCUGAAAUGGCCUCAGCUGCGGGGCUAAUGUGCAAAGUUGAUCCAACAUUGGCGGCAACUUUAAAAUCGAAAAAACCCGAAUUCGAUGAGGGUGAACAUUUAACAGCUUGUCUUUUGAUGGUAUUUGUGGCGGUUUCCAUACCCAAAUUGGCUCGCAAUGAUAGUUCAUUUUAUCGCGCCUCCAUUGAUGGUCAUUCCAAUAACACACAUUGCAUGUCAGUGGCCAUAAACAAUAUAUUUGGGGCAUUGUUUACCAUUUGUGGCCAAAAUGAUAUUGAAGAUCGUAUGAAAGAAUUUUUGGCCUUGGCCUCAUCUUCUCUGUUGCGUUUGGGUCAGGAAUCGGAUCGCGAUGCAACACGUAAUCGUGAAUCUAUCUAUCUGUUAUUAGAUGAAAUCGUUAAACAGUCACCAUUCUUAACCAUGGAUUUAUUGGAAUCCUGUUUCCCCUAUGUCCUAAUACGUAAUGCCUAUCAUGCUGUCUACAAACAGGAACAAAUAUUAGGACUUUAAAUAGCACUUAUUUAUAGAUUCGAGAUGUAGAUGUAGUUUUUAUAAGGAUAUUCAAUGCAUUGCACACAAUAAAUACGGAGGAAGAAGAAGAAAAAGCAUAGGGAAGUUAAAUUCAUGUAGGGCAAUAACCAUGAUUGGCUCCCCGUGGAGAAGACUUUCUUCUAGCAAAUCAAGUAAACGAAAUUAAAACAAUAAUUGUAUCGUGUUUUUUACAAGUUUUUUUCUCUUUUUUAUUUAGUUUAAGCUCUCUUUCUAUUCAAAAACAUUUUUUCAUAUUAUAUACACAUCUAAGUAUAUAAGAAGUAUUAAAAUAAUCAAGUAACUCUUAAUUUAAGAAAUUUACGUUAAGAACAACCCAUUUCAAAAAUAAACAAAAGCAAAUUAAACCAAA
This is a messenger RNA of Musca domestica (house fly), 4062 nucleotides long. RefSeq names its product membrane-associated protein Hem (gene Hem). The record is from RefSeq and is a predicted model, not a curated record. NCBI's taxonomy places the organism in Eukaryota, Metazoa, Arthropoda, Insecta, Diptera, Muscidae. Gene Ontology annotation, cellular component: SCAR complex. The transcript is spliced from 3 exons. The coding region runs from base 300 to 3671 and encodes 1123 amino acids. Gene Ontology annotation, biological process: neuron projection morphogenesis; cell migration; cell morphogenesis.